UCAAGAUACCAUUGUGAAAGGUGGCGACUUGUCCAGGGUGUACUCCGCCUUCCGCCCGAAUGCAGCUGAGAUAGGCGCCAGCGACCCCCCACGUCCCCAAAAGGGACAAGUGGUAACUAACCAGCGACAUGUCAGACCCGAUGAUUGACUUGGAAGAAACAGCAACCCACACGGGGCCCAAAGGCGUUAUCAAUGACUGGAGGAGGUUCAAGUUGGAGAGUAUGGACCAGGAUAACCUGCCACCUGCAAAACGGGAGCUUCUCAGACAAAUGUCAUCCCCUCACAAGAAAUUGGAAGAAUCCAGGGCGAAUCUGAAUCGCAAGAUGAGCGUGCAGGAGUACGAGCUACUUAAGGAGGAGGAUGAGGGCUGUCUCAAGAAAUACCGAAAGCAGUGCAUGCAGGAAAUGCACGACAAGCUCAGCUUCGGCCCGAGGUUCGAAAGAGUCCACGACCUAGACAGCGGGGAGGCCUUCCUCGAAGUCAUCGAGAAGGAACACCACAGCACGGUGGUGGUGGUCCACAUCUACAAGAUGGGAGUGAAAGGCUGCGAGGAGCUCAACAGCUGCCUGGACUGCUUGGCCGCAGAGUACCCCACCGUCAAGUUCUGCAGGAUCGACGCGGUGGCCUCGGGUGCUGCUGAGAGGUUCUCGGAUGAGGUGUUGCCCACACUUUUGGUCUACAAGGCAGGAGAACUGCUGGGGAACUUCCUGGCCUGCACAAAGCACCUCAAUGAGGAGUUCUUUGCCACGGAUGUGGAGACCUUCCUCAACAGCUACGGCCUGCUGCCCGAGAAAGAGAUGCCCGCGUUGGAUGAUGAAGAGGAGAAUGAUGUGGAGUAAAAAAAAAUAUAUAUAUAUAUGUUUGCGGCUGCUGUGGAAGAAAAAAGCCGCCGAGGGUUGGAUGUAGAGCUUUGUGAGAGUGGCACGCUUGAAAGAUGAGGAAAUCUUUCCAGGGUUUGUGGAGUGUUCUCUUACGGGCUAACAUCUAACAUGGCUGCUCUCAAGUAUGAUUUGGGUUAACUAGAGUGUGAAGCACCAGGGUUUAAAAAAAAAUAAAAAUAAAAAAGCCAAACCCAUUGUUAUAAAUGACGUUAUGUUUUCUAAUGUUAGACCAGGGGUGUCCAAAGUGCGUUGUUUUUUUUUUUUUUACUUUAUAUCAUGGGUCACCAACGUGGUGCCCGUGGGCACCAGGUAGCCCGUAAGGAUCAGAUGAGUCGCCCGCUGGCCUGUUCUAAAAAUAACUCAAAUAGCAGCACUUACCAGUGAGCUGCCUCUAUUUUUUUAGAUUUUAUUCAUUUACUAGCAAGCGUGGUCUCGCUUUGCACGACAUUUUUGAUUCUAAGAGAGACAAAAGUCAAAUAGAAUUUGAAAAUCCAAGAAAAUAUUUUAAAGACUUGGUCUUCACUUGUUUAAAUAAAUUUAUUAUUUUUUUUACUUUGCUUCAUAUAACUUUCAGAAAGACAAUUUUAGAGAAAAAAAUACAACCUUAAAAAUGAUUUUAGGAUUUUUAAACCCAUAUACCUUUUUACCUUUUAAAAUCCUUCCUCUUCUUUCCUGACAAUUUAAAUCAAGGUUCAAGUAUUUUUUAUUGUAAAGAAUAAUAAAUACAUUUUAAUUUAAUUCCUCAUUUUAGCUUCUGUUUUUUUGACGAAGAAUAUUUGUGAAUUAUUUCUUCAAACUUAUUAUGGUUAAGAUUCAAAUAUAAUAUUCUGGCAAAUCUAGAAAAUCUGUAGAAUCAAAUUUUAAUCUUAUUUCAAAGUCUUUUGAAUUUCUUUUAAAAUUUUUGUUCUGGAAAAUCUAGAACAAAUAAUGAUUUGUCUUUGUUAGAAAUAUAGCUUGGUCCAAUUUGUGUAGAUUGGAUUUUAACCUAUUUAAAACAUGUCAUCAAAAUUCUAAAAUUAAUCUUAAUCAGGAAAAAUUCCUAAUGAUGUUCCAUAAUUUUUUUUAUUUUUUUCAAAAAGAUUCGAAUUAGCUAGUUUUUCUAUUCAUUUUUUUCGGUUGAAUUUUGAAUUUUAAAGAGUCGAAAUUGAAGAUGAACUACGUUUCAAAUUUUUAUUUGUAUUUUUUUGUGUUUUCUCCUCUUUUAAACCAUUCAAUUAGGUGUUAUAUUUCAUCAUUUAUUCCCUACAAAAAACCUUCCGUAAAAGGAAAAAAAAUGUACGACUGAAUGACAGACAAAAAUACCCAUUUUUUAUUUAUAUAGAUUUAUUUAUUAAAGGUAAAUUGAGCAAACCCAUUUGCGGCCCGCAAAUAAUCCUUUACCAGUCCGCCACACAUUCUGGAAAUGCAAUUGCAGAAAAAAAAAAGUGGAAUGAUGCGAAAUCUAACCAGAAAAAGUUGCAAUGUUGACACAAAGCUGCCAUGCAAGCUAUUUUUUUCUUUGGUCUAUCUUUAUUUUUCUUUUUUUGCCAUUGCUCAAAGAAAAAAAAAUCAAUGUUGUAAUGAAUUAUUGACCUAUUCAAGGCUACAAUUAUUACAAAAAUGUCACUUUAAAAUGUUUUAUGUGGAAAAUAUUGCAUAUAUUGUGUGGUUGCCAUACAAAAACAUUGUUUUCUUUGACAAAAGAGCAUAAAACAAACAAAAGAAUUGUUCAAACGUAAAAUUGACAGAUAUAUCUGAAGUUGAUCUCGUAACUUAAGUGUUGAAAGUAAACAAAAACUAAUAAAACUGUAUCACUUUAUGAGUGGGGCACCUUUUGGAUGCCAAAUUUAUUUAAUGGGAUUGUAUUUAUCGUUUCACUGUGAUUACUCAAAAAUAGUAAUGAAUUGAAAUCAAUGGUGUCCUGCAUUAUUGAUCUUUUUAAGGCUCGAAUUACUUCACAUCAAACAUUACUUUCUGAAUGUUUUGGGCAGUGGGGCACAUACUGCAUAUUUCGGUUUUAUCAUAAAAAACAAAGUUGUCUUUGACAGAAAAGGCAUAAAGACUUUUUUUUUAAACUUUAUAUAAACCUGUUGUUGAUAUACUAUGGAGAUUAACAAUAAUAAUUUGACUUGUUUUUAACAUUUUAGUUACUUAGACCCUUUAUGGUCCUGGGAGCCCUAAAAAUAAAAAAACAAACAAAAUCUAUAUAUUUUUGCUAUGUUUUAGGAAUGAAAAAUAUCAAAAUGCCCCCCGCAUGCUUUAAUUUUUCCGUGUGCUACCCUCAGUGGAAAAAGUUUGGACACCCCUGUGAUAGACCAAUGGACAGACUACUGUAUCUAUAUUUAUUGAUGUUAAUUUUAUAUUUUGAAGCACUUUUAGCAUUUGACUGAAUGUGUUUGCUAGGGCUUUUAACAUUGUAUUAUGCAAUAAUGUGACAUAUUUUUACCUCAUUAUCUAAUAAUGACACAUUUUGUAGUAAAGUGAUACACAUUUUGUCGUAACUUGUAAAGUCAUUAAAAAAUGUGGGCACUGCACUUUCUUUUUAAAUGUAAACAUUUGGUGCAUUAUUUACUAAACCACCAGAAACACUAAACUUUUCAUAUUAAUUUAUUUCAAAAAUGUAAUUCAAAACAUAAAUUUUUUCUCUUUCAUAUUUGUGUUAGGGUUUUUCAUUCUUAUUAUCAUGUAUAGUAUUACUUCCAACAUUUUAGAGUCAUUUUCAUGUCAGUAAUACUUCAUUACUUUUGUUUCUAGCUUAAAAUCACAUUUUUAUUUAAAAUCAAUUAUACAUUUGAUCUUUGUUUAACCAAUAAAACAUCCUACAAGAUUCAUAAAAUUAAUUGUAAUGAAGAGGAACUGUUUUGUGUUUCAUUUAUUGUUUUGUUUUUAUAAGGCAUCACAUUUGAUGGUUUCUUACAUAAUGCACCUAAUUGUUACAUUUUAUUUUAUUUUUUGAGUGCAGCACUCACAUUUUGUAAUAGCUUUUGCAAUAGGUAACAAUUCAUUACAAAAUGUGUGAAAGUUUAUCAUAAGAUGCAUUUAAGAAUUAUGUUAUAAAUACAUACAUAUAUACAUGAUGAGGUGAAAAUGUACUAAAUUGUUAAAUAUUGCACCAUUGCUACAUCAUGCGUUGUUACAGGGCUGUCAAAAUCAACGGAUUAAAGCGAAUGAAACCCUCAUUAACAUUCAUCUGAGUUAAAGAUCCAAUGCAGUUAAGCUAUUUGAAGCCCAGAUUUGGCAAAUUGUUCAAACAAUACCAAUGUGUGAACUCAGACUAAUUGGGUAAUAUACAUGCUCCUUUACCGCAGAUGGUUGCCUGAAAGGUGAAGCAUUUGUCGAUGCAUACGGAGACUCCGACUUGUGUGCACACUGGAAAAAUUGCACUUUAAAAUACACCCUGAUUGUAGUUUAGAUUAAACUGGUAGCAAGUUUUGAGAAAAUAAUGUAGUGUAUUACAAUAUGACAAUAAAAUAGCAUUUUUGUCAAAAUAUUUGGGUGUUUUUUAAAGCUAAUCUAAAUUAAGCACACAAAUAAUUCACUGUGAUGUAUCAAAUUGCAAAAGUGUGAUUAAUCUGGUUAAAAGAUUUAAUCAUUUGACGGCAGCAAUCUAUAUUUAUCUGUGUGUAAAUAUAUAUAAAUAUAUAUAUAUAUAUUGAAUAUAUAUAUAUACAGUUUACUGUAUGCAUUACUCCUGUAUUUAAAUGGACUUUGAUCCUUGAUAUGAUUUAAUUGUCCACUAAAGGCCGUUUUGAAAAUGUUUUCACUUUCUUGUAAAUCAAUUUUACCAAAGAAGAGGGGAUGUGGUAAUCGUACAUCUGGAACAAGCGUGGUCAAAUAGUGCCAUCUACAUUUGAACAUAGGAGUGUUUUGUGUACACAGAAUUGAACAAAAAGUGCAUCUCAGAAAGUUGUUUUCCUCAUAAUGAUAUAUAGUACAUAUGAAUUAACCAUUCUUUUCAAAAAUAAAACAACAUGACAAUUCA
Nerophis ophidion (straightnose pipefish) is the source of this 4842-nucleotide messenger RNA. RefSeq names its product phosducin b (gene pdcb). Gene Ontology annotation, biological process: regulation of G protein-coupled receptor signaling pathway. The transcript has 5 exons. Lineage: Eukaryota; Metazoa; Chordata; Actinopteri; Syngnathiformes; Syngnathidae. The record is from RefSeq and is a predicted model, not a curated record. Bases 129 to 839 code for a protein of 236 amino acids.